GGAAAGCAAAAUGCGAUGGCGGCAAUGAGAUCCGGUCAGAGCCUGGCGGUGCUAACUCGAGCGUUGAUCACUCGCUCCAUGGAGUCGUCUCGGGGAGCCACUCGCUACUUGAGCGCAGGCAAAGGCAAAAUCCUCAGCGAGGAGGAGCGCGCCGCCGAGAAUGUCUACAUCCAGAGAAAGGAGAGGGAGAGAUUGGAGAAGCAGAAGGCUGAGAAGGAAAAGGCCGAGAAAGCGAAAGAAAAUGCUGAUAAGAAGGCUGAUGGGACACAUUAAAAGCUGAAAUGGUGAUGGGCACUUUGGCAGUACUUGAAAAGUUUUUCCUUUGGAAGUAAACAUGAAUAAUAACAGUGUAUAUAACUUCUGUGAGAAUCGCUCUGCGUUGAGUAUCGGUGUUCUUCGUGGCAUCUUUUCUUAAACAUUAAUGGGAUGACUUGGUUUUCAAUGAUCUUCCAGUCUUUUAUGGUGAUUGUUUUUACUCAGUUCCAUUGAGUCUGUUGAGAGUGUCAUGUUCUGCUCGUUUCGUGUUCGUGGCUUACUUUGGUUCAUAAAGUUCCACAUUUAUGAUGAAACUUAUAUAUGUUAUGCUGCGGGUAACGGAAAUAGGAUCUCAUUCAAAUUGCAGCUUGCA
Molecule: messenger RNA, 628 nt
Organism: Pyrus x bretschneideri (Chinese white pear)
Lineage: Eukaryota; Viridiplantae; Streptophyta; Magnoliopsida; Rosales; Rosaceae
Exons: 3
Coding region: 16-273 (85 amino acids)
Source: RefSeq, a predicted model, not a curated record